AGCUGUCACCCAGUGCGGAACAAGUCUUCCAAAUUUCCCAAAUCUCCCUGGGCCGUAGGCCACCCUCUUCCUCCUCAUCUUCCUCCUCUGGGUCGUAUCCCGGUCCACCCCGCGCGCCAGAGAUUGCCCCAGCCAUCAUGGAGGUGGCCGAGGUGGAGAGUCCUUUGAACCCCAGCUGUAAGAUCAUGACCUUCAGACCCUCCAUGGAGGAGUUCCGGGAGUUCAACAAAUACCUCGCAUACAUGGAGUCUAAAGGAGCCCAUCGAGCAGGUCUUGCAAAGGUGAUUCCUCCUCGGGAAUGGAAGCCACGGCAGUGCUAUGAUGACAUUGAUAAUUUGCUUAUUCCAGCACCGAUUCAGCAGAUGGUCACUGGGCAGUCGGGACUCUUCACUCAAUACAACAUCCAGAAAAAAGCCAUGACAGUGAAGGAGUUCAGGCAGCUGGCUAACAGUGGCAAGUACUGUACUCCAAGAUACUUGGAUUAUGAAGAUUUGGAGCGCAAGUAUUGGAAGAACUUAACUUUUGUGGCACCUAUCUACGGCGCAGACAUUAAUGGGAGCAUAUAUGAUGAGGGUGUGGAUGAAUGGAACAUAGCUCGCCUAAAUACAGUCUUGGAUGUGGUUGAGGAAGAGUGCGGUAUUUCUAUAGAGGGUGUAAAUACCCCUUAUCUCUAUUUUGGCAUGUGGAAAACCACAUUCGCAUGGCACACCGAGGAUAUGGACCUCUACAGCAUUAAUUAUCUCCACUUUGGAGAGCCCAAGUCUUGGUAUGCAAUACCCCCGGAACAUGGAAAACGACUUGAAAGACUAGCUCAAGGUUUUUUCCCAAGCAGUUCUCAAGGGUGUGAUGCAUUUCUUCGCCACAAGAUGACACUGAUAUCUCCGUCAGUAUUGAAGAAAUAUGGUAUUCCCUUUGAUAAGAUCACUCAGGAGGCUGGAGAAUUUAUGAUCACUUUUCCAUAUGGCUACCAUGCUGGGUUUAAUCAUGGUUUCAACUGUGCAGAAUCUACAAAUUUUGCUACAGUUCGAUGGAUUGACUAUGGGAAAGUUGCUAAAUUGUGCACCUGCAGGAAAGACAUGGUGAAAAUCUCAAUGGAUAUCUUUGUGAGGAAAUUUCAGCCAGACAGAUAUCAGCUUUGGAAGCAAGGAAAGGAUAUAUACACCAUUGAUCACACAAAGCCUACUCCAGAAUCCACACCUGAAGUAAAAGCAUGGCUGCAGAGGAGGAGGAAAGUAAGAAAAGCAUCUAGGAGUUUCCAGUGCACUGGUUCUCACUCUAAGAGGCUUAAGAAUGAGGGAAAUGAAGAAGUGUCACCUGCAGUUGAUGGGGCAGAGGGCCUUAACCCUGACCCAGACCCAGAAGGUCUCAAGGUCAAUGGAAAACCAGAAAAAGCAAUGAAGAUGGGGAACACAGAACUACCUUCAGAAGAAGAGGCUUCUCCUAGCAGAAAGCAUCUAGAUCAGAAUUCAUCAGAUAAUGUCAAACUCCCAGGAAACAGUUGCUUAAGCACAUCUAUAACAGAGGAAAUAAAAACUAAGGAUGACCAAGCCUAUGGUGUAAUUUUAUCUUCAAAUCCCAGUGAAGUUGAUGAUUCUAUAUCUAGUGGCAAUCUGACAUCCAAGGAAUCAGACUCACCCAAGCUUCCAUGGCCAAAGUCACCUGAGUCGUGUUCUUCAGUGGCAGAGAGUAACAGUGUGUUGACAGAGGGAGAAGAGAGUGAUGUGGAGAGCCACAGGAAUGGCCUCGAACCUGGGGAAGCGCCAGCCGUCUCCAGUGGAGAGAGAAAUGGCCUCGAAGUCCCUGGUAGAAUAGAGGGAGAAACCAAAACUGCUAAAAGUUGGCGCCAUCCACUGAGUAAGCCUCCAGCAAGAUCCCCACUGACUCUGGUGAAGCAGCAGGCAACAAGUGAUGAAGAAUUGCCUGAGGUUCCAUCAGUAGAGGAGGAAGUGGAAGAAACAGAGUCUUGGGCGAAGCCUUUGGUCCACCUCUGGCAGACAAAGUCCCCAAACUUUGUGGCUGAACAGGAGUAUAAUACAGCCAUGGCCAAAAUGGAGCCACACUGUGCCAUCUGUGCUCUCCUCAUGCCCUACUACAAGCCAGAUAGCAGCAAUGAAGAAAAUGAUUCAAGAUGGGAGACAAAAUUAGAUGAAGUGGUUACUCCGGGAGGAAAGACUAAGCCCCUCAUUCCAGAGAUGUGUUUUAUUUAUAGUGAAGAAAAUAUAGAAUAUUCUCCGCCUAAUGCCUUUCUGGAAGAGGAUGGAACAAGUCUUCUGAUUUCCUGUGCAAAGUGCUGUGUACGGGUUCAUGCAAGUUGCUAUGGUAUCCCUUCUCACGAGAUCUGUAAUGGAUGGCUAUGUGCCCGUUGCAAAAGAAAUGCAUGGACAGCAGAGUGUUGUCUUUGCAAUUUGAGAGGGGGUGCUCUUAAAGAAACAAAAAACAACAAGUGGGCCCAUGUCAUGUGUGCUGUUGCGGUCCCAGAAGUUCGAUUCACUAAUGUCCCAGAAAGGACACAGAUAGAUGUAGGCAGAAUCCCUUUACAGAGGUUAAAAUUGAAAGGCAUUUUGCUUCUGGAGUGGAGAAUGUAUUCAAGAGAGGAGGACUGGAGUUUCAGUGAUUUUGGCAUGAACCUGGGGAUGGAGAGAAGUAAACUCACCAGAGGCAGGAAAUGCAUCUUCUGCAGACACCGGGUUAAGAAGGUCUCUGGGGCCUGUAUCCAGUGUUCCUAUGGCCGCUGCCCAGCCUCCUUCCAUGUUACAUGUGCUCAUGCUGCUGGGGUGCUAAUGGAGCCUGAUGAUUGGCCAUACGUGGUGAACAUCACAUGCUUCCGACAUAAGGUCAACCCAAAUGUGUGUUUUUGUCAAGCAUACUUUUUGACUGGCACCUGCUAUCUUUCAAAUAUGAACAAACUGAGGCUGAUAAAGGUUCAAGAUCACAAGAUCACACAGCUAAAGUCCAAGGCUGGUGAGAAGAGUAUCUCUGUGGGGCAGACGGUCAUCACAAAGCAUCGGAACACCCGCUAUUAUAGUUGCAGGGUGAUUGCUGUGACAUCACAGACCUUCUAUGAGGUCGUGUUUGACGAUGGCUCCUUCAGCAGAGACACAUUCCCUGAGGAUAUAGUGAGCCGAGACUGUGUGAAGCUGGGCCCUCCUGCUGAGGGAGAAGUCGUCCAAGUCAAGUGGCCUGAUGGCAAACUCUAUGGGGCAAAAUAUCUGGGAUCAAAUGUUGCCCACAUGUACCAGGUUGAAUUUGAAGAUGGAUCCCAGAUAGCAAUGAAGAGAGAGGAUAUCUAUACUUUAGAUGAAGAAUUACCCAAGAGAGUGAAAGCUCGUUUUUCCACAGCCUCUGAUAUGCGAUUUGAAGACACAUUUUAUGGAGCAGACAUAAUCCAAGGGGAGAAAAAGAGACAAAGGGUGCUGAGUUCCAGGUUUAAGAAUGAAUAUGUGGAUGAUCCUGUGUAUCGCACUUUUUUGAAGAGCUCUUUUCAGAAAAAAUGUCAGAAGAGACAAUAACCUGCAUCCACUGCUGCGAGCAACAGAGCAACGUGGACCAGAAAAAGAAAGAUUAAGGGACAACCUUGGGGCUGUGCGAUGUGUCUCACUGGGGUAGGUGACAGGCUGUGUCUCUGACAGUGGAAAAUUAGGCUUUCCAGAGUUUGGUCACCCAGACCACAGAUUAUAAGUGUUAUUAAUUGGACGAUCUGAAGUCCUCCCCUAGUCUUGCUUUCACUUGUGAGCAGUUAUCUUCGAUGAUCCCAAAGAAUUUUUCUAAGUGAAAGGAAAUAAUAGUGAAUCACCCACCAAAAAAAGCCACUGAGGAAGGAGGUGGAUCCUCACUUGUGGCCUAAUUGUGCCCUUAGUCAGGAAAAACAUGGAGACUUCUCUCCCCAACCCCAGCAAGUGGGAGCCUUGAUACCCAGGUAAGAGGGUAAUAAUUUAUAUAUUUUCCACAGUCAGGGAAGGACUCUCACUUAUUUGUUUUAAAUGGUGGUUUUUAUAAAACAUUUUUAAAAUACAAAUGGCCUGUAUGGUAAUGAGAUUUACCCGUGUGCGAUCUGUAAUUUCCCUUGUACAGAACUUUUACAUUUUUUUUAUAUCCCUAUUACUUUUGAUUGUGUCUGAUGAGAACUGAGUUGUUGGCCUUUGUGAAAUUUUUGGCUCUUGAGAAAGAAUUCUUAUGAAUUGUAUGGGAAUUUUAUAUAUUUAAAGAGGGAGAUCUGGGGCUGUUAUUUUUAAACACUUUUUCCAUAAUAUUCUGAGUAGAUAUUUAUAAAAUAUAUUUCUUUCAUUAUGUGUUUGUAAAAUUAGAGUUUAAAUAAAUAUGCUUUGAUGCAUAGUUUUCAACUAAUAUGAUUUUUCCUUUUUAAAACAGCCUGAAAAUGUACUAGUGUUUAAAAAUAAAGAUUUCCAUUUU
Lutra lutra (Eurasian river otter) is the source of this 4410-nucleotide messenger RNA. RefSeq names its product lysine demethylase 4C (gene KDM4C). Gene Ontology annotation, cellular component: nucleus. The record is from RefSeq and is a predicted model, not a curated record. NCBI's taxonomy places the organism in Eukaryota, Metazoa, Chordata, Mammalia, Carnivora, Mustelidae. The transcript is spliced from 25 exons. Gene Ontology annotation, biological process: chromatin remodeling. Gene Ontology annotation, molecular function: histone H3K36 demethylase activity; histone H3K9 demethylase activity. The coding region runs from base 138 to 3509 and encodes 1123 amino acids.